Molecule: messenger RNA, 291 nt
Organism: Microbotryum saponariae
Lineage: Eukaryota; Fungi; Basidiomycota; Microbotryomycetes; Microbotryales; Microbotryaceae
Source: the annotation of a GenBank genome assembly
AUGCCCACUUCCCCAGCAGAAAAGCGCAUCUACCGCGUUCGCUUCGCGAAUGCGACGCGUGGGAUCGGCCUACGCUCCGUGGCUGAAUCCGAGGCCGUCAGAGGUGGUGACGAGACGCACGCUUUGAAAUGGGUUGGCGUCGGACGAGGUCGGUACGGGAACCUCGUCCUUACGAAUGACGCACAGAGCGAUGAGGUGUACGCCGAACAGGUCGCUCAGAUCAAGAAGAAUCGGAGGUUCGGUCCCGGCGCGGGAACGGUGCGCGAUUGGUCCCAGAUCAAGGUUGAUUAA